UAAAUAUCACCGUCUUAAUUUUUCAUCUCUCAUCAAGCGUAGCUUCUCUUCUUCCAUGGGUAGGUACCUGUCUGUCACUCACCCGCUCUGUCUAACUCUUCCACUAUCCUCUUAGAUUUCAUCGCUUAUUCUAUCUUCUCCGGCCAUCGUCACUGUUACCGCUAUCGUCACCGGAAGGUCCUUUGAAAUCCCUACUUUGCCCCUACAUUUCCUCCUCCUCCUCUCAAAAAACCCUCAAGUAAGUGUUAAGUCUCUUCCUAUAACCAAAUACAUUUUGUUUUAUAAACAGAGGCAAUUAUAUUCAUGUUAAUAAUCAGAUUAUUGUAACAAACCCUAUAAUUGAUGGGGCAUAAGAAGCGUACCCCUACUUCUCGGUCCAAACAACUCCCGUCGGCUACGACGGUGCCCUCCGAUGAAGCCGAGACUUCUCCUAAUCCGGUUAAUCUUCCUCUUGCGAAGAUCGAACCCUCCAUUUCUCCUGAAUCGGAUGGUUCGACUUACUCGGGAAUCAAGCUCGAAUGCGAGCGGGCCUUGACUGCUCUUCGCCGAGGUCAUCAUACCAAAGCUCUCCGCCUCAUGAAGGAGUCAUGUGCUAAGCACGGAGAUAACUCGCCGCACUCGGCUUUAAUCCACCGUGUCCAAGGCACGGUCUGUGUUAAGGUGGCUUCGAUAAUCGAUGACCCCAACCGUAAACAGCGGCAUUUGAAGAACGCGAUUGACUCUGCUCGAAGAGCUGCGGAAUUGUCGCCGAACUCGAUUGAGUUCGCGCAUUUCUAUGCUAAUUUAUUGUACGAGGCGGCAAAUGAUGGGAAAGAGUAUGAGGAGGUUAUGAGAGAGUGUGAGCGUGCGUUGGAGAUUCUGAAUCCGGUUGAUCCUGCUAAGGAGAGCUUGCAAGAUGAGAGCCAGCAGAAGAUAACGACUGCGGAAGCGAGGAUUGCUCACGUGCAGAAUGAGUUGAGGAGCUUGAAACAGAAAUCGAGCAUUGCUUCAAUUUCGACUUGGAUGAAGAACUUGGGGACCGGGGAAGAAAUUAGAUUGAUACCUAUACGGAGAGCCGCCGAGGAUCCUAUGGAGGUUAGGUUAAUGCAAGCUAGAAGGCCCAAUGAGAUUAAGAAGGCUACAAAGACACCUGAAGAGAGACGGAAAGAGAUUGAAGUUAGGGUCGCUGCUGCCAGACUAUUGCAGCAGAAAUCUGAGAGCAAUUCAGGACAAAAUGAAGGAGAAAGGAGUGACAAGGGAAUGGAAGCACCAUCAGGGAGUGAUAAGAGAGGAGAGAGGAGAAAGUAUGGGAAUAAUGUGAGGAAGAGUGGGUCUAAUAAGGAGAGGAAGGAUUGGGUGCAGUCAUAUUGGAAUUCAAUGAGUAUUGAAAUGAAGAGGGAUUUAUUAAAACUUAACGUUAGUGAUUUCAAGAGCUACUUUGGGUCAUCAAAGGAUGGUUUGGCUAGUGAGGUCUUAAAUGAGUUAUUGACGUUUGCAGAGGAGAAUAAGACAUGGAGGUUUUGGAUGUGUUGUCGAUGCCAUGAGAAGUUUGCAGAUUCUGAGAGCCAUAUACAUCAUGUUGUGCAAGAGCAUAUGGGGAAUCUUAUGCCUAAAAUGCAGGCAGUUUUGCCUCAGAGUGUUGACAAUGAGUGGAUUGAGAUGAUUCUUAAUUGUUCCUGGAAACCAUUUGAUAUUUCUUCAGCAGUCAAGAUGCUUGGAAGUCGAGGGAAAUGCCAAGAUGCAGACCUUGUUGAGGAUUUUUACUCUGGAAAUCAUAAUGAGGAGUGUGAUGAUUGCUUCAAAGAUGCAUGGGAUUCUUCUCCAGAGAAGGAAAAUUUGAGGGAUAGCUAUGAUGAUUGUACCACAGGGAGCAAUAAUGCUGAUAGAGUUUCCAGUAUUGAGUGUAAAGAAUGUGAUGGAAACCAGGGUUCUAUGGCAUAUCCUAUUGAUAGCUGGCCAUUAUCAGAGGAUUUGGAACGGGGAAAGCUCCUCAAAAAAAUUCAUGCUGUAUUUGAGGCACUUAUUAAACAUAAAUGUCUUGCUGCAAGCCAUCUAAACAAGGUCAUACAACUUACAAUGGAUGAGUUACAGACUCUUGCUUCUGGUUCCCAACUUCUGAACCAUGGUGUGGACCAGACACCCUUGUGCAUUUGCUUCUUGGGAGCAUCCCAGCUUGGAAAAAUCCUCAAAUUCUUGCAGGAACUAUCUCAUUCUUGUGGUUUAGGAAGAUACUCUGAGAAAAGUAGUAUAGAUGAUGUAAAUGCUGCUCAAGGUCCCGACAUGAAAGAGAAAAUUGUUCUUAAUGGUGAUGCAUCAUAUCUCUACCUCAAUGAAUUUCUGUUGCAAUCUGAAUGUUCUCCUGGAACAUGUACUCAUGAUGGUAAGGCCACAGCAACUUCUACUAAUAUUGGCUAUGGAAAUGGGGUUCUACCUGACGUUGAUGCUUUGCUCUCAUGGAUAUUUGCGGGCCCCUCAAGUGGGGAGCAAUUGCAAUCAUGGGUACGUACAAAAGAAGAGAAAGUGCACCAAGGAAUGGAAAUUCUCCAAACCCUUGAGAAGGAGUUUUACCACCUGCAGAACCUUUGCGAGAGAAAAGGUGAGCAUUUAAGCUAUGAAGAAACAUUGCAAGCUCUGGAAGAUCUCUGUCUUGAAGAAACUAAGAAGAGGGACUCUGACACUCGUGAUCGCAGCUGUUAUGAAUCUGCACUUAGGAAGAGGAGGGAAGAUCUCGUUAACAAUGAAAAUGAUGCUCUGUUCAGUAGCAGUAGGAUUGAGUUAGAUGUCAUAUCAAACGUAUUAAAAGAAGCAGAAGAUCUGAAUGGCAAUCAAUUUGGAUAUGAAGAUACUUAUGGAGGUAUGAAUUCUCAAUUAUGUGACUUGGAAUCCGGGGAAGACAAUGACUGGAGAACUAAGGAUUAUGCGCAUCAAAUGGACACUUGCAUUCAAGUUGCUAUCCAGAGACAGAAACACCAGAUAUCAUUAGAGCUCAUGAAAAUUGAUGCCCGAAUCAUGCGAAAUGUAUCUGGGAUGCAGCAGUUGGAACUCAAACUUGAGCCUAUUUCUGCCCAUGAUUAUCGGUCGAUAUUGUUACCAUUAGUGAAAUCAUACAUGAGGGCACACUUGGAGGAUUUAGCUGAGAAGGAUGCCACAGAGAAGUCUGAUGCAGCAAGAGAAGCAUUUUUAGCAGAACUUGCACUUGAUUCUAAGAAGGGUACUCGAGGAGGAACUGAUAAUCUGAGAAACACACAGGAGAAAUCGAAGGAGAAGAAAAAGAACAGAGAGUACAGGAAACCCAAGGAUUCAAAGGCUACUUUUGGUAAUGAGCAGCACUUGCUUCAUGAUGAGACUGCUGAACAAAGUUCCUUUCCAGUUGCAUCUGAUGGUGACCUCCCAGAUUCUGAUACUCUUCUUUCAUUUAAUGAUGAUGACUUGAAACAACUUGAUGAAGAAGUUAGACGUAAAAUUGAGCUUGAAGCAGAGGAAAGAAAACUAGAAGAAACUCUGGAGUAUCAAAGAAGAAUUGAGAAUGAGGCUAAACUGAAACACCUUGCUGAACAACAGUAUAAAAAGUCUAAUCGAACAUUUCCAGAAAAUGUGGCCUGUAUACUGCAUGAGAAUUACUCAGAACCUGGUGCUGAUGAUAUACAUGAGCCAUCGGAACAGUUGACUCAGAAGAAUGGGUUUGCCAACAAUGUAGAAGUCAUGCCUAUGGCAAAUGGUGCUGCAGAGACGGUAAAAUAUUCUGCACUAUCUAGUGCGCAAAUGAUUAGUGGUGCACAUAAUACACAAGUAAAUCAAGGGCUAUCUAAUGGAGUAAUUUCAGAGGAUGGCCUCUUACCUUCUGACCGGCGAAUAGGAAGGAGAAGUAGGCGGCAGAAGAGUUCUACUAGAUCUUUUGAUGGAAAAUAUCCAGCUUUUUCAUCAGAAAAGAAUAAUGUUGAAGGUGGAAAUAUUACUCUUAGUAUGGGGGACAGUGGAACGAAGACAUUGAGACAAUUACAGGCAGAGGAGGAUGAUGAGGAAAGGUUCCAAGCUGACCUUAAAAAAGCUGUACGCCAAAGCCUUGACACAUUUGAAGCACGUCAGAAGAUGCCCUUGAUUUCAAGCAUGAGGAUACCACUAAAUACACCUUUGGAAGCUAACAACGUUGAUGUUUCACCAAAUGAAGUUGCAUCUGAAAAUGUGGAAGGAACUGAUAUGGUUGGUACUGGCUUGCAGAAUGAUAUAGGUGAAUAUAAUUGUUUUCUGAAUGUCAUCAUACAGUCUUUAUGGCAUUUAAGACGGUUUCGAGAGGAGUUCUUGCAGAGGUCAACAUCAGAACAUGUUCAUGUUGGGGAACCAUGUGUUGUCUGUGCAUUGUAUGAUAUUUUCACUGCUUUAAGUAUUGCAUCAACAGAUAUGCGAAGAGAACCUGUUGCUCCCACAUCUCUGAGGAUAGCCCUAAGCAAUUUGUAUCCAGAUAGUAAUUUCUUCCAGGAGGCUCAGAUGAAUGAUGCAUCUGAAGUAUUAGCAGUAAUAUUUGAUUGCCUUCAUCGAGCAUUUACUUCUGGUUCAAGUGUUUCUGAUUCUGAAUCGGUGGAAAGCAAUUGCCUGGGGUCUUGGGAUUGUGCUAAUAAUGCCUGUAUAGUGCAUUCUCUUUUUGGAAUGGACAUAUUUGAACGAAUGAAUUGCUAUAGUUGUGGUUUGGAGUCAAGACAUCUGAAGUACACUUCUUUUUUUCAUAAUAUAAAUGCCAGUGCCCUCCGAACAAUGAAGGCCAUGUGUGCUGAAAGCUCUUUUGAUGAACUUUUAAACCUAGUAGAGAUGAAUCAUCAAUUAGCUUGUGAUCCUGAAAGUGGAGGUUGUGGGAAGCUUAACUAUAUCCAUCAUAUACUGUCAACUCCACCUCAUGUUUUUACUACAGUUCUAGGGUGGCAAAAUACAUGUGAAAGUGCUGAUGAUAUAGCAGCAACAUUGGCAGCUCUUAGCACUGAGAUAGAUAUCAGUGUUCUUUACCGUGGUCUAGAUCCAAAAAGCACACACACCUUGGUUUCAGUGGUUUGCUAUUAUGGGCAACAUUAUCAUUGCUUCGCCUAUAGUCAGGACCAUGAAUGGUGGAUCAUGUAUGAUGAUAGAACUGUCAAGGUUGUUGGUAACUGGGCUGAUGUUCUAUCCAUGUGUGAAAGAGGGCACUUGCAACCUCAGGUACUAUUUUUUGAAGCUGUAAACUAAUAGUUGGUGGAAUUGACAAAUUAUAUGCUGCCCAAAAGAGCACUGAGUUCAACACAUCUUGACAAGAUUGCUGCUUGUGGUGAGGUGGUAUUUGUAGUGAUGCAUUGCAGCUUUACACCGAUGCAGUUCAUAUGGUUAAAAAAAUAUAUAUAUAUACAGCUUGGAUUUUGAUGAACCUUUUAAGUUUUGAUACAAAAUGAGAGUUGUGAUAUAAAACAAGAGUGUUGUCAUAAAGCGAGGAGGUUUUGUAGGAAAGAGAUGGUUGGUCUUCUAAGGGAAAAAUAAGGUGUCAAGGACAAUUUUUGUUCGGCUUGAAGAAGUCAGUAAUAGAAGAGACAGGAGUGCAAAUUUUGGCACUCUUUGCAUCUGAAUACUAAUGUCGGGGUAGUCAGGAUUUGAGUCCAAGGACUUAUUCUGUUUUUCUCGUGGAACUAACUUUCCAAAAAGGCAGGCGGGAUUGGUUGAGAAAAUGACUAGUAAUAUUCCUGUUUGCCUGCCUCUGAAUGCUAUGAAAGAACUUCUGAAUAUGCUUUUUGUUAAGGUGGCAAAUAACAUAUGGUUGUUGCGAGGAGCGAGCGUUAUACUAAUUAAUAGCAGUUGUAAGUGGGGAAUUUAGUUAAAUUAGAUUCAAUUUUUCCAGAAUUCUUUCCCCUUCCAGAAGAGGUUUUGUAUAGAUCAAAAUUGCCCCCGCCUUUGGGCUUUCAACUCAUCAUAUGCGGAGCUAGUUAUUGUCAUUGCAUGUGGUCAUCUUAUAACGCUGAUGAGGAAUCAAUCAAAUAGUAAAGCAAAUUUAUAUUGCUCUUUCUUCUUAUUUAGUUAA
Molecule: messenger RNA, 6010 nt
Organism: Jatropha curcas
Lineage: Eukaryota; Viridiplantae; Streptophyta; Magnoliopsida; Malpighiales; Euphorbiaceae
Biological process (GO): protein deubiquitination
Molecular function (GO): cysteine-type deubiquitinase activity; protein binding
Source: RefSeq, a predicted model, not a curated record